Fusarium fujikuroi IMI 58289 is the source of this 921-nucleotide messenger RNA. RefSeq lists its product as uncharacterized. Bases 1 to 921 code for a protein of 306 amino acids. The record is from RefSeq and is a predicted model, not a curated record. NCBI's taxonomy places the organism in Eukaryota, Fungi, Ascomycota, Sordariomycetes, Hypocreales, Nectriaceae. The transcript has 6 exons.
AUGGUUGUAAUGCCUCCUCAAAACAGCGUGAACGAGUCGGAAGGGCGAUACCUUCAAGAUGGGUUCUGGCAACAUGGCCGUUUCUAUGGCUCUUGGAAACCUGGCAAAUACUUAUUUCCAAUUGACUCACAACAGGAAGAGUUGAAUCGUUUGGAUAUAUUUCAUAAAGUCUUCCUUCUGGCACGAGACAAUAAGCCAUUUCUAGCUCCCAUCAGACGUACCUCGCCCAGAAUCAUGGAUAUUGGUACGGGCACAGGUAUCUGGGCAAUCAAUGUGGCCGAAGAGCCAUCGGCUAAUGUAGAUAGGAUCCCCCCUGGCUUUAUGCCAAAGCAGUAUGACAUUGAAGAACCGUCUUGGGGGCCCCUACUGGCGGACUGCGAUUUGAUUCAUAUGCGAAUGCUACUUGGCAGUAUUCAGACGGACUUGUGGCCUCAAGUCUACCACAAUGCCUUUGAGCACUUGACUCCAGGCAUCGGCUUCCUGGAGCACAUUGAGGUUGACUGGAUACCCCGAUGUGAUGAUGAUGAACGCCCAGCAAAUUCCGCAUUCGUGAAGUGGGCAGAGCUUUUUCUCGACGGCAUGGAUCGAUUCAACCGCAGUGUCAGAGUCAUACCGCAGGAACAUCGGCAAAUGCUCGAAGCUACAGGUUUCACAGAUGUCAAGCAGGAGGUGAUCAAGGCCUAUGUUUGCCCCUGGUCUGCUGAUCGAAAUGAACGUGAAAUCGCUCGAUGGUUCAACAUCGGACUGUCUCAUAGUCUGGAGGCCAUGAGCUUAAAACCCCUAAUCGAGAAACUCGGAUUCGAGGCCGAGGAUGUCCGUGAGCUAUGUGAGAGAGCGAAGCGCGAAACGUGUGUUUUGCGCUAUCACACUUAUUGUAAUAUUCAUGUCUGGACGGCUAGGAAGCCCGGACCUCAACAGUAA